CUAAGGAGUUUCGUGCUGGUUUAAUUAGUUUCCUUUAUUGUCCUGCUGUGGGGAUUAACAUUUCUUGGGUCAGCCGGGGAGAGAGUCACUUGAUUAUGUUUUAAGCGAGAGAAACAAGCAGGACUUCCAUUUCUCAACUACGACAUUGAGGAGCCGAGAUUGGGGUCGACUCCUUUAGCCAUGUUGGCUGCGACGUGUAACAAAAUCGGGAGUCAGAGUCCUUCUCCUUCCUCUAUUUCGGAUAACUCCUCUUCGUUCGGAAAAGGAUUCCACCCGUGGAAACGAGCGACAGCCAGCAGCUGUAGUUUGGGAUCCAGUUUGUCCUCUUUCGCUCGGAAUGGUGGUGGUUUAAGCGACUCUUUUGGCACGAACACUUCAACAGGAUCCAGUGCUUUUUCCUUAACUUCUGGUACUUCAUCCAACUGCCAUUUCGGAAACGACUACUCCGUUUUCCAGGCGUCGGUUUCCAACAACUCCCAAGAGCCCAGCCACCAGCCCAUGUUUAUUUCCAAGGUGCACACGUCCGUGGACAGUUUGCAAAGCAUUUACCCGAGAAUGAGCGUGGCGCAUCCCUACGAAUCGUGGUUCAAGUCCUCGCACCCUGGCAUAACCACCGGGGAUGUGGGCACCACGGGCGCAUCCGCGUGGUGGGACGUGGGAGCCGGUUGGAUUGACGUGCAGAACCCGAACGGAGCCGCGCUCCAGACGUCCCUUCACUCCGGUGGGCUGCAGACUUCUUUACACUCUCCUUUGGGGGGAUACAACUCAGAUUACUCGAGUUUAAGCCACUCUGCCUUCAGUACCAGUGCGUCCCCGCAUCUCCUGACCACCGGUCAGCAUCUCAUGGACGGAUUCAAACCCGUGCUCUCUUCGUACCCGGACUCCAGUCCCUCUCCCCUGGGUGGAGCGGGAGGUUCCAUGUUGACAGGGGGUCCGACGGCCUCGUUGGCCGGGUCUCCGCGGUCCUCAGCGCGGCGCUACUCGGGCAGAGCGACGUGCGACUGCCCGAACUGUCAAGAGGCGGAAAGACUGGGUCCAGCUGGCGCGAGCCUCCGCAGAAAAGGGCUACACAGCUGUCACAUUCCCGGGUGUGGGAAAGUGUACGGAAAAACGUCGCACCUCAAGGCGCAUUUGAGGUGGCACACCGGAGAGAGGCCGUUUGUGUGUAACUGGUUGUUUUGUGGGAAGAGGUUCACGCGCUCCGACGAGCUCCAGCGACAUUUGCGCACGCACACCGGCGAGAAGCGCUUCGCUUGUCCCGUGUGUAACAAGAGGUUCAUGCGGAGCGACCACCUCAGUAAACACGUCAAAACGCACAGUGCCGGAGGAUCGUCAGGGUCGGGCUCUGGGGCGAGUGGAGGAAAACGAGGGAGUGACACCGACAGCGAGCACAGUGUGCCCGGUAGCCCCUCGUGCCACUCACCUGACUUGUUGCAACCUUCCGAGUCUGUCCCGACGACGGGCUUGAAUGGCAGUGCAAACUCCCUCGAUUAAUCCCAUUCUAAAUGCACGUACACGAAUCUCGAAUGGACUAGAAACUUAUCUGACGGUUCACAAAAAGGUUGUGCUCGAUCGGUAACACUUUAUAAAAACUUUCUAUAACUCCAGUUGUUAUCUAACACUAUCAGAUAGCUUGUUACUGCCCAUUCAAUUCUGAAAAUCCUAAAGGAAACAAUAUAAACCAAAGUUUGGUUUCUUUUUAGCUAUUCGAAUGUACAUUAACUAGUUUUCUGUUAAGCUUAAUACUAUUUGUUAAGUUAAAAAUGAAAGUUAUUAUAAAGUGUCACCUGGUGGAAUAACUGUGUGGGCAUUUCACUUGGAUGUUGUUAAGUGAUUCAAUUUACGAUUAAAAUGUAAUUUACUAGCCUGUUUUGGUCUGCACAAAUUCUGUGUGACAUGAGUUUGGUAAAAAAUAAGGGAAUAUUAAAAAUGAAAUAAUUUGAUUUGUGCAUUCUGAUGGGUAUUUGUCAGAUAGUCUUAUUUUACUUACUGUUGCUAUGAAACAGAAAUAUAUAUAU
Carassius carassius (crucian carp) is the source of this 2018-nucleotide messenger RNA. Its product is annotated as transcription factor Sp8-like. NCBI's taxonomy places the organism in Eukaryota, Metazoa, Chordata, Actinopteri, Cypriniformes, Cyprinidae. Gene Ontology annotation, biological process: regulation of transcription by RNA polymerase II. Bases 181 to 1494 code for a protein of 437 amino acids. Gene Ontology annotation, molecular function: DNA-binding transcription factor activity, RNA polymerase II-specific; RNA polymerase II cis-regulatory region sequence-specific DNA binding. The record is from RefSeq and is a predicted model, not a curated record. The transcript has 2 exons.